AUGCUUUCUUCCACCGAUCCGCACUUUACUACUGCAAGUACGCAAUCGCCAAAAGCCAUGGGACAUACUUGGCGUACGCCCUCUCCCACCAGGGAGGCCUAUAUCAGCUCCAGCAACGUCAACUCGCCGCAGGUUGUACCUGAAGCUCACGAUGAUCUCUCCGACGAGUAUUCAAGCUACCAGCAACGCAUUGAAAGCCGCGCUUCUGGUACUGCGGCGGUGGAGACUGCAAAGCAUAAUCGACGACGCGACGCAGCAUUGUCACGCCUCUACAACGUGUUCGACGGCAAGAGUGACUCCGGCGACCAGAAGCCAUACAGUCAGACUGUUAGCGCCAACAGCGAGGACAGAGGUGUAGGGCAGCUUGAGCAGCCAUCCACGCCCAAGAAGAACCGCGUUCCGCUCCUUUGGCAUGGACUACCAUCCCCAGAAACGCCGACGUUUCACAACUAUACACGAGCUAUCCCUUCAGCUAGCUCUGCGCAAGAGGAGCUAUCAUGGCAGACUUCCCUCGAGGAGGCCAAGAACGACGUUAAAACUGCCCUAGUGACGGCAAAUCACACUACCAACACGUUUUCGGUACCGGCGCAGUCUCCUGUUGACGAAGACAAUGCGAACGAUGACGGGUUAGAGCCUAUAAUCUCCCAGACUCCCAAGGAUGAUACCGGGGCUGAUGCGAGACUGGCUCGCGAACUUGAAGAGUCUCUGAACCCGACGGCCACACGUCGCAGUACCAGACUGCGCACACAGCCCAAGCCAUCAUACAGUAUUCAAGUACCACUCGCGGCGCCCAAGACUCUUCGCAAAUUGUUGCCCGCGACGAAACCAACGGAGUCUUCGGCACAUCCAGAGUUCAGCUUCAGCACUGAGCCUAUCAAGGCCGACCCUGUACCCUUCAAUGGACUGCCCACUGUUCACUCGCUGUCAUAG
Molecule: messenger RNA, 930 nt
Organism: Alternaria incomplexa
Lineage: Eukaryota; Fungi; Ascomycota; Dothideomycetes; Pleosporales; Pleosporaceae
Exons: 3
Coding region: 1-930 (309 amino acids)
Source: RefSeq, a predicted model, not a curated record